Molecule: messenger RNA, 552 nt
Organism: Durusdinium trenchii
Lineage: Eukaryota; Dinophyceae; Suessiales; Symbiodiniaceae
Source: the annotation of a GenBank genome assembly
AUGGCCUUUAUCACUUCGCUUGUACCUGGAGUUGUCAUGGCAGUGUUGUUUGCGCAGCUGAAAGUGCUUUCGACUCCAUUGCUUUUGAUGCCUGGCUUUGGGGAGAGCUAUGAUGAGGAGGCAGCGCGUGAGCAGCUCGUGGUCCUUCGUCCAAAGGAUGCACCCCAAAUCAACUGGAAGAGGAUUGAUGAACGAAUCUCUGAGAUCACCUGCCCCGUGCAGGGCUUGUACAUCAUGAAAGUGCCAACCUUCAAGGUCCUCACAGAUAUUUGCAAGCUUUUGGCCAGAGAUGAGAACAUGACCAUUUUGGAGAUCUCUUCGCAGAAGCAGGUGCAGAUGAAGGUCUCGAGCAGGUCAGACUGGAGCAGCGAGCUCAACAGCCUGCCAGGCUGCCAAGUGGCGGUACACUUCUCAUAUCCAACUGAUGGCAUUCCCGGAGUUCCUUGUACCCAAUGGGCCCUUCAAGUCGAGGUGCCUUACCUCCUCAGCACCAUGCGGGCAUGUGAUCGACGGGGCAUUCGAAUUGAGCAGGUCUACGACUUCUACAACUAG